This is a messenger RNA of Amblyraja radiata (thorny skate), 2235 nucleotides long. RefSeq names its product solute carrier family 43 member 3-like. The record is from RefSeq and is a predicted model, not a curated record. The transcript is spliced from 13 exons. NCBI's taxonomy places the organism in Eukaryota, Metazoa, Chordata, Chondrichthyes, Rajiformes, Rajidae. Bases 1 to 2223 code for a protein of 740 amino acids.
AUGGCCCACGGCAAUCUGACUGCAUUUGUCAUCACAAAUAAACCACAAUGGACACAUUGUUACCUGACAGCUGUUGGCAAAUCUAUUCCGUUGUGCGAGGUCGAGUCGCACAACUGGAGCUGUUGGAGCGGUGAUCUAUCAGAGAGCAAGCCACGACUGUGUGUGCCCAGAGCGACUCCCUGCGCUAAAUGUGAGAUGGGUUGUUUGGGCGGGAGGGUCAAACUGCUUUUGAUCGCCACCACCGGGGUCGUGGAGUGCCUGGGCUUUGCGGGAUUGUUCGCCGGCUGGCCUUCCCUGGUCCUCGUACUGAUGAAUGAAGAUUACUUCGCUGACCUCUGUCUCUCGCUGCGUAACUCCACCGAUCCUGAGCCGAGGAAUGACACCGACGCCUGUGUUCUGCAGGAUGACCGCUUCACUCUCAUCUUCACGAUCGGCUAUUUCGUUAGGAACUUCGCAGCCGUGGUCAACGGGCUCCUGCUAGACUACUAUGGCAUCUUGGUGUCCCGGCUCCUGGGCAUAUUCCUGUUCACUGCAGGCACGCUCCUGAUCGCAUUCUCCACUGCGGCAUCGGCCCUGCUGAUUUUCCCCGCGUUCGCGUUAAUAGAAGCUGGAGGAAUGUUCUUACUGACAACAAACAUCAAGGUUGGAAAUUUGUUUGGGAGGAAGCGUGCCACCGUAAUCACCAUGUUCACCGGGGCUACCGGUUCUUCGGCAAUCAUCUUCCUGUUGGUCAAGGUGGCGUUUGAAGCUGGCUUCUCCCUGAGGGCAAUAUUCCUGUUCAUCAGUUGUCUGAGCGUCCUGCUCCUCCUACGCACGGUCUGUCUCCUUCCUUGGAAACACAUUCCCUAUCCACUGCCGGAGGGCUUCACCUACGGGGUGACAUGUGAAAAGGUUGGACUAAUGCUACGUAAGAAAGUGCUUGCUCAGCGGAGGAAUUCUACCAAAACAGCGGAUCAGUUGGAGGGAGACGGGGACGAGAGAGGUAUCAAGAUUGAGGUAGAUGCCAGAAAGGGAGGGGGGGAAAUGUGGGGAAGGGAAGAUGAGAACGAUCUGACGGAGCGUGACGAGGGAAAAGGAAGGGGAAAGACAGAGGGCGGGAUGGAAACGUGGAGGGGAGAGACGGAGAGGGAUAUGAGUGAGGGGAGCGGAGAAAAGGAGCAAGUGUGCAGUAGAGGGUCGGAAAGAGAGAAUAAAGAGAGGGGAAGCGAGAGCGAGUGGCAGAAUGGAGAGAGUAGGGGAGUGACGGAAGGAGAUAAGGAAUAUGACAGGGGAGAGACGGAGGGGGAAGGAGAAACGCGGAAAGACUGGAGGGAAGAGAUACAGGAAGAAAAUGGGGAGGUGAGCAAUGGCAUGGACAUGGUCGUGGUGAAAUGCAGGACGAGAGGAUAUCCGGAAGCGCGAAGAGGAGAGACGGAGGGAAAAAGUGAUGAAGCGGUGGAGACGGAGAGGACAUCGGGAGCUGGACAUGAACAGCCGACUGCUGGAGUGAAUCUGCAGCACAACGAGGCAGGAGGUUCACAAGGCAACGAGAACGAGGAAGAGGUCCCCUCUUUCCGAAGUUGUGUCUUCUCUGGACUAUUCUUCACCACUCUGUUCUGGUUCUCCAUCCUCCAGCUGCGCUUCUCCUUUUUCAUCGGCAGCCUGAAUCACCUGCUCAACCUCAUGACGGACGGUGACUCCGAGCUAGUCAACAGGUUUACGAACGCCUUUGUCAUCACCCAGUUGUUCAGCAUUCUGUUCGCUCCUUGGAACGGACUAAUUAUGGACAGGCAUAAAUGGAGAUGCUGGCGUUUGAAAGCAGGCUCAGGCUCGGUAACCUCCCAGAGAAAGGCCGACAUGCAGACGGCGGUCCUCUCUCUCGCCAUAACUGUCAUGCUGUCGGUGCUGUUGUCCGUCACUGCCGCCAUUCCGGUCCCAGAGGUUCAAUACCUGACGUUCGUUAUUUUCGUGGUCAACCGGGCGUUCCUGAUCGGGGGGCUCGGCGCGUUCCUCGCCAUGACGUUCCCUACUUGUCACUUUGGGAAACUACACGGAAUAGCACGGGCACUGAAUGCCAUUGUCUCCCUGCUCCAGUAUCCUUUGUUCAUCCUCGUUAAUGGUGCCUUGCAGGACAAUCCGUUAUACGUGAACAUUGGAUUUAUCGUUCUGGUAUCCUUGGCAUUUGUCCACCCAAUCAACGUUUACCUCUACUGCCGGCGGGCUGAUCAGCAGAGGAGAGUGUAAAGCUGGAUAGAG